This is a messenger RNA of Mycosarcoma maydis (corn smut), 1461 nucleotides long. Its product is annotated as high-affinity iron permease. The record is from RefSeq and is a predicted model, not a curated record. Gene Ontology annotation, cellular component: high-affinity iron permease complex; plasma membrane. Gene Ontology annotation, biological process: iron ion transmembrane transport. Bases 1 to 1461 code for a protein of 486 amino acids. Gene Ontology annotation, molecular function: ferrous iron transmembrane transporter activity. Lineage: Eukaryota; Fungi; Basidiomycota; Ustilaginomycetes; Ustilaginales. The transcript has 2 exons.
AUGUCGGCAACGGGCAACAAAGUGUUUGCGCCAGCCAUCUUCUUCAUCGCCGCCAGGGAGGCGCUCGAGGCCUCCCUCGUGAUUGGCAUUCUCUCUGGUAUGCUCGAAAACCUUGUAGUGCACACAAAGUCGGCCGAAGACCUCGCCGCUCACGACUCGCUUACCGAGUCUGAGAAGCACGAGGUCGAACAAAAGAAGCGUGCGCUCGUUCGUAAGCUUCGAAAGAUUGUGCUAUUGGGAGCUUUGACCGGUCUGUUGAUCGCAUUUGCUAUCGGAGCUGCGUUCCUGGCCGUUUUCUACACUCAAGUCAACGACCUCUACGGUAAAGCAGAAGAGCUUUGGGAAGGAAUCUUCAACCUGGUCGCUGUGUUGCUUAUUACACCCAUGUCACUUGCCAUUCUGCGCGCUGGUAACAGCAAGCGCAAAUGGAAGCGCAAGCUCGAAAACGCUUUCAGCCAUCAAAACAUCCAGCCCAACCACCGCAGAGAUGAAGAGGGCGAGGCAACCGUUGUCAAUGCUAACCACUCGGAUGAUUCCGCUUCUGCUUCAUCCUCGUCUGCUCGUCAGGCAGCCGAGGAAGAGGCUGGUACAAAGACGACGCGAACCGAGAAGCUGAACCCUCUGGAAGCUGUCGACGUUGUUCCCAGCAUGUCUGGCGACCAGCGUCGAAAGCGCGGCGGCUUGCGUGGUCUUUUUUCCAAGCCAUCCGGAGCAGUCAACGAUCUCAAGCUUCGAAUGAAUCGCGGAACAUUGGCCUUGUUCACGAUCCCCCUCAUCACCACACUUCGAGAAGGCCUCGAAGGUGUCGUCUUCAUCGGUGGUGUCUCUCUCGGUCUGCCCGCAACCUCGAUCCCGCUUCCUGCCAUCGUUGGCCUCGCCGUCGGUUUGGGAAUCGGAUUCCUCAUCUUCCGUUCGGGCAACUUGGUCUCGGUUCGAAUCUUCCUCGUCUUCUCCACUUGCUUCCUCCUCCUCAUCGCCUCUGGUAUGGCUUCUCGAUCCGUUUACUACCUCCAAUUCUACGCUUACGUCCAACUUGUAGGGGAUUCAGCUGCCGAAUCCGGCGACGGUCCAGGAUCCUACAACUCGCAAGGUUACAUUUGGCACUUUAACUGCUGCAACCCAGAGGCCAACAAGGGUGGAACAGGAUGGGGUAUCUUGAACUCGCUUGUGGGUUGGAACAACACCGCCACCUACGGAUCAGUCUUCAUGUACAUCGGGUACUGGUUUGCCGUCGCUGGCUAUCUGUGGUACCAGAUCUGGAGCGAGGGCAGACUGGCACUGAGGUUCGGCGGAAAGACCUACUGGGAGUCCAACCGUUCAAUCCAGGCCAGGCAGAGGAAACAGGAGAAGGCUCACCAGCGCCAACUGAGAGAAGCCGACCAGGAGGAGCAUGGCCACUCGUCGAACAGCGACAAGCAACAGCACCCCUCCGAGGCUGGCCCAAGUACCCUCUCUCACUGA